AUGGCGUCAGAAAGAUACAGAAGGAAUAAUAUCGCCUCCCUCACCCUCCAAGAUGGCACGGUUGCUGAAGAUCAUGCGAGCAAGGAGUCUGUUAUCUUUCAUUCCUUCAAAGAACGACUGGGUACCUCAUCCAAGCAUGAGAUGAAAUUUAAUCUUGCUAGUAUUAUUAAGAGGAUCGAUGGUCUUGACGCUUUAACUGUACCAUUCACAAGGCAGGAGAUCGAUCUUGUUAUCAAAGAAAUGCCGGCCGACAGGGCACCAGGACCAGAUGGAUUCAAUGGCUCAUUCCUCAAAUCUGGUUGGCACAUAAUAAAAGAAGACUUCUAUGCUUUAUGUGAUCAGUUCUUUGAUGGAGGACUCAAUCUUGAGAGCAUUAAUGAUGGUUAUAUUACUCUCAUUCCCAAAGUUUCCACACCACAAGGAGUUAACGACUUCCGACCCAUCACUCUUCUUAAUUGUUGUCUUAAAGUCAUCACUAAACUCCUGGCUAAUCGGUUGCAAAAAGUUAUUUUGAAGAUCAUACACCGUAACCAGUACGGUUUUUUGAAAAAGAGGUCCAUCCAAGACUGCCUUGCAUGGGCAUUUGAAUAUAUAUAUCAAUGCCAAAAUUCUAAGCAACCAAUUGUUUUACUUAAGUUGGACUUCGCCAAAGCAUUCGAUACCAUAGAACAUGAGGCCAUGAUUGAAAUUAUGAAGAACAUGGGAUUCAAUGAUAAGUGGUUCGGCUGGAUCAAAGACAUUUUUUCCUCGGUUGGGCUCAAAAUCAACUUCCACAAGUCAACCCUUGUUCCUCUGAACUAUGAUGCUGCCACUGCUCAACAUAUUGCUCAAAUAUUUGGCUGUGUGAUAGGAAAGCUACCUUUCACUUACCUGGGCCUACCCAUGGGUACUUCGAAACCAACGGUACAAGAUCUAAUGCCUCUAGUAUGUGGAGUUGAACGACGUCUCUCCUCCACCUUGUCGAUGAUAUCUUACGGAGGUAAAUUGUCAUUGUUGAAUUCUGUCAUCACGUCCUUAAUAAUCUUUGCACUGUGCACUCUGAAAUUACUCUACAGUCAUUGGGAUGUGCCAUGGGUAGAAUUGAUUUGGUCUACUUACUAUGUGGACAAAAUCCCUCAUGCCUCAGACCCGUGUGGUUCAUUCUGGUGGAAAGACAUUCUCAAACUUACUCCGACUUAUCGAGGCAUCUCCCAUGUGGUUGUUCAUUCCGGGAACAUGGUCCUGAUGUGGAAAGACCUUUGGCUUGAUGAGGUACUGGCAGAAUCACACCCACGUGCAUUUUCCUACGCCAAACUUGAAGAUAUCUCAGUUAGAAACUUAGUUGGGAGCCAAAAUCUCAAUGAAACCUUCCACCUUCCCCUCUCCAUGCAAGCCCAUGAUGAGCUGAGACAUAUCCAGGAAAUCACAGCACAUGUUGGUAACCAGGUUGAUGAAGUUGAGAGGGAUCAGUGGUGCUAUGCCUGGGGAACUGACGUCUACACGGCCAAAAGUUACUACAAAUUCUAUUUUCGAGACGUGUCAACUCACAAAGCUUACAAAUGGCUCUGGAAAUCUUCCGCCACAAUGAAAAUCAAAGUCUUUGGAUGGUUACUUCUCUCUGAUCGUCUCGACACAAGGAAUAUGCUAAAGAGAAGACACUAUAAAAUUGGAGACAACUAUGGAUGCAUCCUCUGCGGUACUAAUGACGAGGAAACUCUUGAGCAUAUGAUCUUUCAUUGCCCAUUCAGCAAGGCUUGUUGGGACACUUUACAUAUCCACUGGGCUACACAAGGAGAUAGAUUAUUUUGGAUCCAAGAAGCCAAAACUGCUUGGAACAACCCAAUGUUCAUGGAGAUUUUCCUAUAUGCCUCUUGGAGCCUAUGGAAAGAGAAGAAUAAUAAACAUUUUCGAAGCAUUGCUCCUUCUAUCAGCUCGUGGGCAACAAGAUUCAAAGAAGACUUCUCUCUCCUUACUCAUCGGGCCAAGGAGAGACACAGAGGGUUUGUUCCCUCUUUCCUAGAGUACUUUGUACAUCCGUAG
Triticum dicoccoides is the source of this 2019-nucleotide messenger RNA. RefSeq lists its product as uncharacterized. The transcript is spliced from 3 exons. Bases 1 to 2019 code for a protein of 672 amino acids. The record is from RefSeq and is a predicted model, not a curated record. Lineage: Eukaryota; Viridiplantae; Streptophyta; Magnoliopsida; Poales; Poaceae.